GCAGGUAUUCUAUUAUACAGUAUAUUUAUAUAGAUUUAGGUGUCAGAGGCACGCGUGCGGUGGAAUAACGUCGGAUGUCUGGCAUGACCAUGAGAAGUUUCCUUUCUUUCUUCGCCUUCGCACUUCUGCUUUUGGCUCACGUGAGGGCACAACAAGAGGAGGAUUAUUAUGACGACGAUGAGCAAGAAAGUGUCGCAACAGAGGAUCUUCCGCAAGACGACGUCGACGAUUAUCGAGUGCCAGCGCCGUCACUUCCUGACGUCUCGGAUCUCAGCCGCGUUUCUCCGUUGAAACUCAACAAACGUCAGGUCGUGCAACGAAGCGAAAAGCAGCCGGUUGUGAUCACGCCUCAAGCAGUUAUAAAGAAGAUCGACCACAAUAAGGACGAAGAUGAGGAAAGUCAUUCCAACAAAGGAGACCAUCAAUCGCACUGGGGUUACGGCGACGCUGCAGCAUUUGAAGAGUGGGCUGCCAUGUUCGGAACGUGCGGUGGACCUCGACAAUCCCCAAUCGACAUCGACACGGGUCACGUGUCAUUCACCAACUAUGACAACUGGAGAUUCCAGGGUUAUGAACAGGAACCCGACCUUGCAAUAAUCUCCAAUAACGGGCACUCGGCAACUUUGCAUACGGAAAAUGUGGAAAAAUUCCUCCACUUCCACUGGGGCGCCCGUUCCAUCCACGGCUCGGAACACACGGUCAACGAACGCCGCUUCCCGUUGGAGCUGCACCUCGUGCACUUCUCCACGGCCUACCCGAACGUGUCGGCCGCCGUGGCGUCCGGCCGCGGGGACGCCCUCGCUGUCCUGGGAUUCCUCUACGAGAUCAGCACUCGGGAUCCCCCGGGGGGCCUGGGAGCAGUGGUGGCUGCCCUGCCACGUGUCACGAGCAGCGCUUCGACGGCGCAGCUGCCGCAGCCGACGGCGCCGAGUCUGGCGAGUCUCGUGCAGGGCCUGGACCUGGCCCGGUUUUUCCGCUACGACGGCUCGCUCACGACGCCGCCGUGCUCGGAAGUUGUGGUUUGGACGGUGUUUGAAGAUAAGCUCGGCAUCUCAGAGGCACAGCUCCAAGCCUUCCGUCGUGUGACUUCGGACGAUGGUCAUUCGCCUUUGGUCGACAACUAUCGCCCUGUUCAAAAGCAGCCUCGUCAGGUCUCCUACAACAAUGCAAGACAAUCAUUUGUGCUCAAUCCAUCUUUUGCUUCUUUGUAUUCCUUUGGGAGAAAAACUGCAUCCUCUUCUUCUCCCGCAAAUGCUGGCUCUCCCAUCUCUGCCGCUUUAUUCGCGGUGCUGAUCUUCGCCAUCAAAUUCGCCACCGAAUACUGAUCGUCGGUCAUCCGGAUGACGACGUUUAUUUAUGAAAGCUGCUUGUUAUCGCUCUUUUCAUCGGCAAUUUUGUCGACUGAUGACAUCAGGAGGAUAUGAUGAGAGUCUCGAUCGGAAGGUGCAUGCGAGCCUUAGAGAGGAGUAAUAGCUAUGGAAAAAGAAAAUAGUUCCAUCGAUAUUUGCUAUAGAGUUUUAUUGGACUAUAUAGUGAUGGAUGAGGAAACAGCUAGUCCUAGCACUUCCGUGUUCCUCAAAAUUGUUGUGACCCGUCGCUUUUUUUUUUUUUUACAUUCGAAUUCGUUUCGAAUUGAAAGGUGCUUCGCCGUCAGCCAGAGAAUUCCGAGCAAUAUUGUGACGCUAUGUUCAAUCACGUCAGUGUGCAAUUAUAUAAGCAAUCAGUCACGGUGGCAUUCUCGUUAGAGUGAGGUUUUCUUUUAGGGAAUAUGAUGGAGUGACAAAUGUAUUCAGUAUUUCUCAGGAAA
Messenger RNA from Notodromas monacha, 1807 nucleotides. NCBI's taxonomy places the organism in Eukaryota, Metazoa, Arthropoda, Ostracoda, Podocopida, Cyprididae. The record is from the annotation of a GenBank genome assembly.